Messenger RNA from Alligator mississippiensis (American alligator), 1741 nucleotides. RefSeq names its product butyrophilin subfamily 3 member A2-like. The record is from RefSeq and is a predicted model, not a curated record. Gene Ontology annotation, molecular function: signaling receptor binding. Lineage: Eukaryota; Metazoa; Chordata; Crocodylia; Alligatoridae. Gene Ontology annotation, cellular component: external side of plasma membrane. Gene Ontology annotation, biological process: regulation of cytokine production; T cell receptor signaling pathway. The transcript has 25 exons. The coding region runs from base 48 to 1652 and encodes 534 amino acids.
UGGGAGCAGCAGGAAGGAGGAUGCCCAGCAAUCCUGAAAUGCAUUAAAUGAACACCAGGACGGUGAGGGGUGCCUUUCCCGAGGCCUCUGGGCCAGGACCCCCUGUCUGGAGGUGGGGUAGCCCUCGUAGGGCCGGUCCUGCUGGGGAACAGCCCUGGGAAGGAGCACGGAGCUCAGCCCCAGCACCGAGAGGAAGACACGGCCCAGCCGCGGUGGCGCAGCACUCAGCGGGCCACACCGCCAUGAAAAGGGAGGUUUCCUUGUUCUGCUUCAGCCCCUCAGCGAGCCCCUCUCUGCCCGGCUGCAUCGCUCUCCUCAUCGCUCUCCAGGUUCACCGUCUGGUGGCAGCCCAGUUCAGAGUGAUUGGACCGGACCAGCCAGUUGUUGCCUCUGUGGGAGCAGUCGCAGUCCUUCCUUGCCGCCUCUCCCCUGCGACGAGCGCGGAGAGCAUGGAGGUGCGGUGGUUUCGGUCCCGGUUCUCUUCAGUGGUGCACUUGUACCGGGGAGGUCGGGAUCAGCCUGGAGAGCAGAUGCAGGAGUAUCUCGGGAGGACUCAGCUCCUGAAGCACAACAUCACGUCUGGGAGCAUCUCCCUAAGAAUACGUGGGGUGCGACUCUCCGACUGUGGGCAGUACACCUGCUUCGUCCAGUCCCAUGUCUCCUAUGAAGAAGCUCUGCUGGAGCUGCAGGUGACAGCACUGGGCUCUGACCCCCACGUCUCUGCUGAGGGUCACCAGGACGGAGGGAUCCGGAUGGUGUGUCGAUCGGCUGGGUGGCACCCAGAGCCCGAGGUGCAGUGGAGAGAUCACCGUGGGCAGCCGUUACCACCAGCCUCUGAGAAGGUGUUCACAGACACUGCCGGGCUGUUUCACACGGAGGUUUCUGUUGUGAUCAUGGCAGAGUCGAACCAGAACGUGACCUGUGCUGUCAGGAGCCUGUUCCUGAACCAGGAGAAAACAGCCACCAUCAGUAUUGCAGGGACUCUGCAAUCCAAGCUGGAAAGUGAGAAAGAGGCCCUGCGGUCUGAACUGGAGACCGAGAAAGGACUUCUGCAAUCUAAGCUGGAGAGUGAGAAAGCGGCCCUGAAGUCUGCCCUGGAGAGUGAGAAAGAGAGGCGGCGUGCAGACAAAGCGGAGUAUGAAGCAAUGAAAAGGACUCUGCAAUCCAAGCUGGAAAAUGAGAAAAGACUUCUGCAAUCUAAGCUGGAGAGAGAGAAAGAGGCCCUGAAGUCUGCCCUGGAGAGUGAGAAAGAGAGGCGGCGUGCAGACAAAGGGACUCUGCAAUCCAAGCUGGAAAAUGAGAAAAGACUUCUGCAAUCCAAGCUGGAGAGAGAGAAAGCGGCCCUGAAGUCUGCCCUGGAGAGUGAGAAAGAGAGGCGCCGUGCAGACAAAGCGGAGUAUGAAGCAAUGAAAAGGACUCUGCAAUCCGAGCUGGAAAAUGAGAAAAGACUUCUGCAAUCUAGGCUGGAGAGAGAGAAAGCGGCCCUGAAGUCUGCCCUGGAGAGUGAGAAAGUGAAGUACAAGGCAGUGGAAGGACUCACCAAAGCCCAGAGACAUGCAGGGCGACGGUGUAUUCCCAGCAGGGACCGACCCACAAGUCCUGGGACGCAGCGAAUCCCCUGUGGUUGCGGGGACUGCCUGCCCUGGCCCUGACCCGUGACUCUCCCCAGUGGACGUGACUCUGGACCCAGGGACGGCUCAUCCCAACCUUGUCCUGUCUGAGGAUUGGAAAUGUGUGAGAC